This is a messenger RNA of Anopheles coustani, 441 nucleotides long. Its product is annotated as general odorant-binding protein 72. Gene Ontology annotation, cellular component: extracellular region. The transcript is spliced from 4 exons. Gene Ontology annotation, molecular function: odorant binding; dibutyl phthalate binding. The record is from RefSeq and is a predicted model, not a curated record. NCBI's taxonomy places the organism in Eukaryota, Metazoa, Arthropoda, Insecta, Diptera, Culicidae. Bases 1 to 441 code for a protein of 146 amino acids. Gene Ontology annotation, biological process: sensory perception of smell; olfactory behavior.
AUGGUUUUUAUAGGAAAGGUGGUACCGAUCGUGUGUUGUGCAGUUUGGUUAAUAUUUAUGCAGCAGCAAGCAUUCGGAAUCGAUCAGGUGCAGCUGGAAAAGACCGCCCGGACAUUUCGCAAGGUUUGCCAACCGAAACAUAAAAUUUCUGAUGAUGUUGCCGACGACGUUAACCGCGGGAUCUUUGCGGAAACGAAGGAGUUCAAAUGCUACAUCAGCUGCCUGCUGGAGAUCAUGCAAGUGGUGCGCAAAGGAAAGGUAAACUAUGAGAAAUCGCUUCGGCAGAUAGACACCAUGUUGCCAGAGCAUAUGAAGCCAUCAUUUCGGGCCGGUUUGGAAGCGUGCAAAAGUGUCGCGCAAGGUGUUAAGGAUCACUGCGAAGCGGCUACCAUUCUUUUACAAUGUUUCUACAAAAACAACCCCAUGUUUAUAUUUCCAUAA